Molecule: messenger RNA, 3534 nt
Organism: Tetrahymena thermophila SB210
Lineage: Eukaryota; Ciliophora; Oligohymenophorea; Hymenostomatida; Tetrahymenidae
Exons: 11
Source: RefSeq, a predicted model, not a curated record
AUGAACAAGAGUUCAUUAAUAAUAAUUGCAAACACACACAGUUUAUUUCUUUAUUAAUUUGCAAAACUAAUUUAUACUAAUUUACAAAUAUAUUAGAGAUUAAAGAUCUAAAACAAAAACUAUUAUUUUAGCAUAAAACAUUUUUUUUAUAAAUUUAUUUUUAGAGGUUAAUAAAGCAUUAAAGGAACAAACAUUUUACUUGAAAGUAACAUGUUUUUACAGGCACUGAGAAAUAAAUCAAACACGCAAUUAACUGAUCGAAAGAGCAUAAUACAAGCAUAACCAAGCGUUCCUAGUAUAAAUUCGAUAGAAGACAAAGAGCUAGAUAAAAAAAAUGAAAUUUUUAAAAAGAUAUCUGUGGGAAUAGCAAGAGCUGUGUUAAGCCAAACCCAUGAAGAGGAAUAAAAAAGCAUGCAGUAAAUGAAAGAGAAAUAGCAACUUGAGAUGGAGAAAUAUAAUUAAAACCAUAAACCUUCGUUUGGUACAAAGAUAUACAAUAAUCAGUUGAUCAAAGGCAUUACAGUAACGAUUGAACCCUUGAGUAAAGAAUAAAGAACUCAAGCAGAGUAAAGGCGAAUGAUAAACGAUGUAUUUUCUCAAGUAGAAUCUAUUUCAAAGCUCCAAGGUCUUAAGCCUUCAUUUACAAAUUUACCUUAAGAUAAUUAAAAGUUACCUCUUUUGCCAAUUAAUUCGCCAGUAAGUUUAAAGCAAACCUUUUUGUAAAGACAAGGUUCUUUAGACCAUAAUUCUAUAAAAAUGGCAAAGCAUUUAAUGUAAGCUAACUUAAUGUAAUAAGAUUUAACUUAAAAGAGCUAACAAAAUCAGCAAAUUUUCGGAUUAACCCAGCAAAACUAGCAAGGAUAAUACUAAUAGAAUUAAUAUUAAUAUCAAUAGCAAUAGCAAUAACAGUUGUAAUAAGUAAAUUAGUUUUCUGGUAAUUAGUAAUAAUAGCAAAACAACUAUAGAAAAAACAACUAAUUUAAUCCUUUUGGAGGACCUAACUAGGCACAAUCACAGUAUUAAAAUCAGUAGUCCAAAAAGAUAAAUGCCAUCAAAGGCCAAGAACAGAAUUCAUUUGAUGAGGAUUUUAAUAUUGAAAUGCCGAACUACCAAAGGUACAGGACCUUCUUUUUCAAGCCACUAGAAAGAGAAAACAUGUUUGAAGGGAUGAAAUACAUUUAAUAUGAGCAGUACAUAAGAAAAGAUGAAUAAAUGCAGAACGUGAUGGUCCUUGAUUUGACAAAGAUUCUUUCAGAUAAGUGUUACACAUUUAAAACAUGUGUUGCAGAUAAAAAUAAGAUGAAAAGAAUAUUUGGAUCUCUCAGACCUUAGCUAAAGUUAGAAGUAAAUAAAAGAUUGGAAGAAACGAUAAGCUUAUUUGAAUCGAUAUCUUUUUUGUUGAUGAGAGAUUUCAGGGAUAACCUGCAGGAUGUUGGGAUAGGAGAAUCACCUUUAGAGUUACAUAAAGAAAUAAGAACUUAAAAUUUGAAUAUAAUAUUUAAGAAUAUGCACAAAAAUUUUUACAUUGAACAUGUUUUUAAUUAAAUUUAUGAUGAAGAAUUUCAAGAAAAGUUUAUGGAAUAAACACUGUAAGAAUAGUAUGAGAUUUUAGUUACAAUUAAAAAGAAUUUAAAAACACUUUGUGAAAAAAUUCAGCAGAGGAUUGAACUUUAUUAAAAUCAUCAAGAUAUUUACUAAAUGCAAUAGUUUAAGCUGGAAGAUGAUAGUGAUUUCAAAGAAUAUUUAAAGUCAAUUGAGUCAAUUAUUCACCAGACAAAAUAACUUCCAUCAACUCAGGUUGUUUUGGAGAAAAAGAAAAAUCAAAAGAAACCUAACAAGAAGAAAAAAUUACUUGAUGACUCUUCUUUUGAGAGUAAUAAGUCAAUAGAAAUAUUGUAUGAUGUUUUUAGGACAAAACCCAUACAAACUGAAGCCAAGGAACCAUCUAAAAAUGAAAUGUAAGUUAGAAGAGUUGGAGGAAGCGUUUUAGUUUAAUCUCAGUAAUAAGUUUAACAGCCAACAGUACCAACAAUUUAGCUUGUGAAUACUCCUUAAAAUUAAGCAGGUUUAGUUAAGCAAUAUUAAGGAGAGUAAACCAAUUAAGCUAAUACUAGUUAAGUUUAAGAUUCUAAUUAAACACCAUUCAGAAGAAAGAUUUUGAGGAACUUUGACUCACAAUAAAGCACACCUCAGAAUCAGAAGCCAUUGAUUGAAUUAACUCAUGCUGAUUCAAGUAACAUGAACAAUAAUGAAGAAAAUAAAAUCACUAAUUAAAAGUCUUUGUUUUAGAAUCAGUCAAAUUUAAUGCAUUCAUAGCAACAGCAAUAAAACCUAUAAAAUUUUUCACAACAAUAAUCAUAAUUUAAUCCAAACACACCAAUUAAUAAUUAGCAGCAGUAACAAUAAAUUUAGCCUUAGCAAUAACAGUAAUAAUUGAGAAACUUAUAAAAUACUCAGACAACAAAAGCAUAAGGUUAAAAAAAAAUAGAAUUCUUGGAAACAAAUAAUAAAUUAAUGCAAGAACAGCACCAACCAUAUAAAAAAAUGGUGAUAAAAGACAUGGGAGACGAGUACCUUGUAUUCGAAGACAAUCUCUUUUUAUAUGAGAAAACCUCAGAUUUCAUGAGAGACUGCAUAGAUUCUUAUAGAAUUAUGUGUAGGCAAAAAGAAUUUAACAAAUUUGAGGAUUACUCGUUAAGGAAGUUUCUUAGGUAUUGCACCAAAGUAAGGUUUAACAUCUCCGAAUUGGUUGAAUAAUUUAGAAACUAUGAAAAAUCGAUCGAGCAAAAGUUUUAUUGGAAAUCAAUUAUGUCUAAAACAAUGUCCAGUACAAUGAAUUUUUAGUCUGCUUAAAAAUACAUUUUCAGGACAACUACAGCUUCUUCAAUGUAAUCUCCUUCAAAAUUUUAAUCUCAAGAUUCCUAAGAGAACGUUCAUGUUGAGUCCAAAAAGCAAAGGAUAGGAAGAUUGUAGUCAGUUUUAUCUGAUAAAUUUAAUUUUAGUAAGAGACAGGCACAGACAAGGGAAUCAAAAGUAGAACUUAACAAUUAGAAAUUUGAACAAGAAAAGUAACUUUUAAUGGAUAGUCAUCUUGCUCCAGAGGAAGUCACUCACGUGAUAGCGGACAAUAGAAGAAAAUUAGCUUUGUAGCGUCUAAGGAAUCCUUUUAUAGAGCCUUUUGUAUUAUUAAUUAAUUAAAAUUGUCAAUUAAUUGUAUAAAAAAUUAAAAUAGAAAAAAAAGCCUUAACUCCAGUAAAGCUAAUCUUAGAAGAAUUUAAAUUAGAAAGGAAAUUCAAAAGCAGAAAGUUAACAAGGUCAAAUGUAAGAAGAAAAUAAACAAAAAUUAGGAAAUAACAAGAUAUUUACAAAUAACCAGUAUCGAUGAUGGUCUAAUUAGUAUUUAUGUAUUUAUUUAUGGUAUUUUUAAGGCAAUAAAUGAUAGAUUUUAGCAAUACUUAUCAAUCUUUCUCAAAAAAUCAAAUUUACAAACAAAUGAAUUCUAUUUAUGUGUAUUUCAUUCUAAUUUGUAUAUGA